Messenger RNA from Oncorhynchus masou masou (cherry salmon), 2397 nucleotides. RefSeq names its product protein phosphatase 1 regulatory subunit 3A-like. The transcript is spliced from 4 exons. Lineage: Eukaryota; Metazoa; Chordata; Actinopteri; Salmoniformes; Salmonidae. Gene Ontology annotation, molecular function: glycogen binding; protein phosphatase 1 binding. The coding region runs from base 67 to 2397 and encodes 776 amino acids. Gene Ontology annotation, cellular component: protein phosphatase type 1 complex. Gene Ontology annotation, biological process: regulation of glycogen biosynthetic process. The record is from RefSeq and is a predicted model, not a curated record.
AGUUGCCAGAGAGAAGCAGAGAACUUGGCUCUGCGAUUCCCCUUCACUCUGUUACUAGACAGCCCAAUGGAGUCUGCUGCGGCUGAACCAAGACCCACUGGGGUCAGCAGCCUCUUGGGUGUCCCAGGGCUCAUCACCUGGGACGGGAACGAGGCGAUUGAUGCGGAGGUGAUCGGUGGCAUCAGGCCCAGGUCCUCCCCUCUUCCACGGAGAAGGAGCUCCAGUGACUUAAAAGACUGUGAGCUCGAGCUGACGCCGUCAAGCUCCAGGAGGGUGUCCUUUGCGGACUCCCUCGGCCAAAACCUGGUGAACGUGAAAGAGUUUGACUCGUGGGACAUAACCAUCCCACUGAAUUUCGACGCCCUUGAGGGAGAGAAAGAGGUAGAGGAAUACUACUUGUCCUCCUUAUACACUCCUCCACCGUCUGAAGAAGCCAUGGUCCUGAGGGUUCAGGAGCAGAAGCUAGAGCUGGAGAGCAUUGAGUUACUCCGCGGGACUACGAUACUGAGGGGCAUGGUCCGUGUUCUCAAUGUCUCAUUUGAUAAGAUGGUGUACAUCCGCACCUCUCUGGAUGCCUGGGUCACGCACUUUGACCUGCUGGCAGAGUUCAUACCAGGGUCCAGCAAUGGAGACACUGACUGCUUCUCCUUCAAGCUCACCCUGGUGCCCCCCUUUGGGGAAAAGGGGGCCAGAGUGGACUUCUGUCUCCGGUAUGAGACCCCUGUUGGGACUUUCUGGGCCAACAAUAGUGACCGGAACUAUGUGAUGUUUUGUCACCAGAAAGUCAAAGAGCUGAAAGAUAAAGCACAACAAUACGAAAACGGGCGUAGGAAAAGCAUCCUGAAAGCCAGCAUUCAUGAAUUUCCCUGUGACGAAAACUGGUCAUCAAUCAGUGAUGAAUCGUCAGAUGUAAACAAACGUGGAGGAGAGAUGACUAGUGUGAACAUCUCUGAGUCUCAGUCAGGAGCACUCGAAGAUGAUCAUCAGAAAUUACUGAUUGAGAGCAGCCAAAACUCCAGCCGGAGAAACCGACGAAAGGCAGCACGAUUGGUGAAGGUGCAGGACUACUUCAUUCAGAGAGAGGAUGAGACCCAAGAGAAAGAGAAGGGAGCAGUGGAACCAUCACAGAUCCCACAGGAAAGCACAUUCCCACAGGAAACACCUUCAACUGGGCCUGUGGUACAACCACUGCCACCACAGCACAGGAAAAAGUUUGGGCUGCAGGCGACCUCAGAUUCUCUAGCUACGUGCAACAAAUUGUCUCCUGGUCUCAGGGACAGCACGUCUUGUGAGGAGUCAGUGAAACCUGAGAACAUAGACUCAAUGGUCAGCUCAGCCCCAUCCGAGCUGGGAGAGGAACAUGCCUCACCGAUCCCCAGCAACAAGUCAGAUUUAACUGAUCAACCCGCUGCUCUGUGCCAAAAUGGUCAUACGUCUGUUUCUAAAGUGGAAGGAAGUGCUCUGAUGCAGAUGGAAUCUGAGAAGGGUGGAUCUGCCAUCAGCACAGAAGAAACACGUUCAGAUAACACUGUGAGGUUGGAGAACAGCACAGCAGGCUCAGUCCCAGGCAGCCAGACCAAUAGCUUUACGUUUGGAAAUGUUGUGGCCCCACUAUACUGUCAGGUAUUUGGUAGAGUGGUGAGCGAGAGCCAGAGCUCAACCGAUAUUGGGAAUCGAACAAGGGGGACAUUGCAUGGAAGGGAUUCAACAGCCUGUACAGUCCAGAGUUACGUAGAAACUCACUCCUGUGUUUCAGCGGAUACCCACGGGACACCUGAAGAAAAGCCUGUAGAUCAACAGCAAUAUCUUGAAUCAAACCAAGGACAGUUCAUCUCUGGAUUAAGUGCAGAAAAAGAGUCUGAACUUGAACCUCUGUCAGAAAAGGCAGGAGGUUUUCCCAGGGCUCACACUGCCCUGCACACUGCUGCUGCUCACAGGGCACAAAUCCCCAAAGAGGAAUCAGGCCUCCAGGGGCCUGAAGAGAACAUUCUGCCUCCCCAGUCCCAGAUCCACCAGGACAGCGAGUUUUUCCAGACACAAACCCCAUUACCAAACACAACACUUUCACAAACUCCUCCAGACACAACACUUUCCCAAACACAAACAUUAAUAGACACAACACAAGGCAGUCUCUUACAGUCACAAACUGAAAUGGGGUCUAAACAUGUCUCUGCUGAAAUGAAUAUGCAGGGGUACAGUGGUGGAUAUGAGAGACCUGAUGAGUCAGAGGAAAUGGAGAACCCUUCCCCAGCCAACACUGACGAAUGGUCAACAGGCACAUUCACAGAAUUAGUAGGCACAUAUAUAGCCAUGCUAGAGCCUGUGUAUGCUGACCUAAAGUUUUCACUUCAACAACAAAGGUGGAGGAAAAGAUCCCCACUGAGCACCAAAGCGUAG